Aspergillus heteromorphus CBS 117.55 is the source of this 1350-nucleotide messenger RNA. Its product is annotated as acyl-CoA dehydrogenase family protein. Gene Ontology annotation, molecular function: flavin adenine dinucleotide binding. Bases 1 to 1350 code for a protein of 449 amino acids. Lineage: Eukaryota; Fungi; Ascomycota; Eurotiomycetes; Eurotiales; Aspergillaceae. The record is from RefSeq and is a predicted model, not a curated record. The transcript has 5 exons. Gene Ontology annotation, biological process: butyrate catabolic process; fatty acid beta-oxidation using acyl-CoA dehydrogenase.
AUGGUCGAUCUCACCCUCUCCUCCGCCGAACAGAAGACCCAGGCCGCGGCACGCAGCUUUGCCGCCGCCUACCUGGCCGAUGCCGCCGCGCAGUACGCCCGACUGCCCACCCCGGAGGCCCGCUUCCAGUCGCUGCAGCCCAUCUACGAGGCGGCGGUGCAGGCGGGCCUGAUCCGGGCGCAGGUGCCCGCGGCCGUCGGGGGCACCAGCUUCAGCCUGGUCGAGUCGUCCCUCCUGGUGGAGGAGUUCUACGCCGUCGAGGCCUCCGCGUCCCUGACGAUCUUCGGGACGGGGCUGGGGCUGACCCCCCUGGCCCUGGCAUAUCAGCCCACCGUCCGUGACUUUCUCGCCCCCUUCCUCACCGGUCGGGGGUCGCCGCUGGCCUCGCUGGUCUUUUCCGAGCCGAAUGGCGUGGCCAACUGGCUCGAGCCGGGAGCCCCCGGGCUGCAGACGACCGCCCAUCAGGAUGGCGAUGAGUGGGUGCUCAACGGCGAGAAAAUGUGGGCCACCAACUCGGCCGGGUGGGACUUCCAGGGUGCCGAUCUGAGUUGCGUGGUGUGUCGCUGUGUGGAGGAGGAUGCCGUGGCCCGCGCCUCCCAUCCCCGCGACCUCAUCAUGGUGCUGCUGGUCACCCGGGAGGACAUCCGGCGGAACGACCCUGGAUGCUUUGAAGUGCUGAAACACAUCGAGACCGCCGGCCACAUCGCCGUGUCUGGUCCCCACCUCAAGGUCGGUGGUAUUCCUGUCCGUUCAAUCAAUUUAUCGCUCGGUCCCGCUCACCCGGUCCAGUACACCAACCUGCGGGUCCCGACGCAGAAUGUGCUGUGUGCGCCUGGCACGGGCGCAGAAGUCGUGACCCAAUCCUUCGACAUCUCCGCCAUGCUGGUCGGGGCGAUGGGGGUGGGCAUCCAACGCGCCGUGUUCGACGCGGCCCUGGCCUUUUCGCGCGACCCCCGCGGGGGCACCGUUCCCAUCGGGCACCGCCAGUCCGUGGCAGACCUGCUCAUCGACAUCAAGAUGCGGACGGAGACCUCGCGGUACCUGACGUGGAAGGCGGCCCACUGCUUGCUCUCCCGGGAGGGCGACCACGACCAACGCCGGGAGCCCGCCUUGCUGGCCAAGAUCUACUCCUCCGAUGCCUCGGUGCAGUCGUGCCUCGGGGCGAUCAAUGCCGUCGGCGUAUCGGCAUACAAUGCGGAGAGGCCGUUCGGGCGGUUCCUGUCCACGGCGCUGGCACUGCCCAUCUUCGACGGGGGAAAUGUCGGGGUCCGUCGGCGGGCCUUGCAGGAGGUCUUCAUGGCGGAGGAUUACGAGCCCUGGGCGAUGAGCUUUCCGUCCCCGACGAAAUGA